GGCCGCCGCCACCAGUCGUGCUGUCGGCUGCAUCGACGAACAAUCGCGCGCUCUCUCUCUCUCUCUCUCUCUCUCUCUCGUCGAUCUUUUUCUCUCUCUUUCUUUUUUCUCUCCUUCUCUCUGUUUCCUUUUCCCCCCUCUCACCUCCCUUUUAUAUCUCUCGCUCUCCCAGUGUACUCACUCUGUGUAUCUCUUCGCGCUCACUCUCCCAUUCUCCCUCGCCUUUACCCUCCUUGUCCUUCAUGUCCCUCCGCCGCGUUAAAUGCAGCCGACUGCGUAGCGUUAAUCCUCGGGAUCGCUCGCCAAUGACGCGGUGAUAACGCCGCGACACGGCGCCGAUAAGAGACGGUGUGACACGGUGACACAGUGAAGGAGAGCGGUGUGCGGUGUUAUACUUCGCGGCGGAUUCGCGUCGAUCGCGAUCGGUCGGGAUCGCAAGGCUCGAGAUCGGAUCAGUGAGUUGCAGGAAGAGGAGAGAGUCGACGAGGAGGAUCAUCCUCGAGAUUCGUCCGGUUCCGCUUAGUCCGCGCGAAAUCGGCCAAGUUCUUCUCCCAUCGACGAGAAUCGAGGCGGACACGUCCUCUACUUACCGGUCGCGGUCUUCUUCCGCCUAGUUUCUCGGCUAAGAGUUAAAGAACACGAUGAAGUGUCCGAGAGUCGACUUCGCGCUCGGUGGAGCGUGAGAGAGCGCGAGGGCUGUCCGAGGGGUGGAGGGAAGGGAGAUAGAUCUCACGGAGAUUGCCGCUGUCAAAUGUUGCUGGGCGCGAUCGAAAAAUGACGACCACCCACGGCGGCCACGUGUACUACGUGAUUAAGGUGCCCAAGGACACCGACGGCAACGAGAGCACGGACAGCGGCUGGGACAACCCGUUCAGGCCGGACGGCGACCUCUCCAGGGAAGCUGACGAGAUCGUGGAGCUGAUAAAGGGCGGGAAGCCGAUCACGCCGACCCCGGGUCAGAACGCGCCGCCGUUGCCGGGAUGCGAGGCCGGCAGCAAAACGUCGGCCGGCGGCGAGCACGAUCCCUCGAGUACCAGCCCGCUCCUCAAGUCCGCGAAUUGCCACGCCAACUCGUCGCCGAGGCCCGGCCAAGAAAACGGCAAUGCUCACGGCACCCCAGCUAAGGUCGCUAAUGUCAGCAAUCAGCAGGCCGUCAAUGAAAAGGUCGGCGCGGCGAGGACCGCGACCGUGGAGGUCGCAAGGAUGACGGCGCAGGGCCCGGGUGACGCGUCGCAGGUCGAGCACGUCACCUUGAAGAAGAAGGCUAAGUGUAAGUGCUGCGUGCUGCAGUAAUGACCGCGCGGCGGAGGCGGCGGGGACGCGCACGCGAGACGGGACCCUUCUCUGCCCUGUCGAGAGCGUGACUUCAGGAACGACGCAGCGCGACUUCCUCGGGAGGAAGCCUCGACGACCCGAAGAGUCGCCGCUCUGGGCAACUCGAAGCGUCGGGGAGAGAGGAGACGGCUCGAGACGUCGACGCGUCGACGAAGUAGCAGGACUCUCGGACGAUAGAAUCGUCUCGAAGAGGAUGCCGUUGAACGUUCCGAGCAUGAGGAAAGCGACGACGACAAGAUGGCGGCAGUAGUUCGUUUGGGACCUGAAGAAUGAAUUUGGAAAAUCACUUCUCGAAAAAGGAAAAUGUCUUUUCUCGCUUCGAGAUUGUGUCGACGAGGUUCAACCUGAAAAAUGAUUGGAAAGUGGUUGGAAAUGAAAAGAGUCUUUCAGCCACGAGAGAAUGUCACCACAUUGGAUCUCUGAGAAUCCAAAAUAUAGAUUCUUCGUGAGAUUUUGAAAAGACAGUUCGUAUCUUGUAAUCAUGAAGAAGUCUCAGCGAGAUGAGAAGAUGCGAUGGAAGAGAUAUUUCGAAGGAAACGAGAAGGCUAUUUCCGAACGCGCGAGGUAUCGGCGAAACGUUGAUGACAGAAGUGCAAAACGAUGACACGGGCGAAGAAUAAUCUCUGGCAGGUCGCUGACCCUCUUGUCAAGGAAGAUUGCACUCUCAGCAGGAUACUCUCUCGGCUUCCAAACGAGAGACAGGAUUUCGGGAUCCACGUGAUGAAACACGUGGGAUACGUCAGUGCGCGAAUGGAUAUUGAACCGCGUCUCGAGAUUGUGACGCGUUUAUGGAACGCGGAAGGAAGA
Messenger RNA from Harpegnathos saltator (Jerdon's jumping ant), 2142 nucleotides. RefSeq lists its product as uncharacterized. The coding region runs from base 775 to 1293 and encodes 172 amino acids. The record is from RefSeq and is a predicted model, not a curated record. NCBI's taxonomy places the organism in Eukaryota, Metazoa, Arthropoda, Insecta, Hymenoptera, Formicidae. The transcript is spliced from 4 exons.